Molecule: messenger RNA, 2031 nt
Organism: Phymastichus coffea
Lineage: Eukaryota; Metazoa; Arthropoda; Insecta; Hymenoptera; Eulophidae
Gene: AsnRS
Product: asparagine--tRNA ligase, cytoplasmic
Exons: 10
Coding region: 236-1903 (555 amino acids)
Biological process (GO): asparaginyl-tRNA aminoacylation
Cellular component (GO): cytoplasm
Molecular function (GO): asparagine-tRNA ligase activity; ATP binding; nucleic acid binding
Source: RefSeq, a predicted model, not a curated record
UAAAAUUAGGAAAUAAUCAUUUUCGAAAAAUCAAAUAGAUUUUCACAAUUUAAAACACCAUUAUUUACUUGACGAUCGAUGACAAGCCAGCUCGCAGGAGAACGUGGUCCAGUUCAACGUUUGGCCAACACGGGGCGUUCGAACCAGUCGCUCAGGCCUGGGCCUGGCACAUUCUAAAGCAUUUCAGUUCAGCACGUUUCUAAGGACAGUUGCAUUGUAAAAACUUUGAUUUAAAAUGCCGGAAAUGGAUGAACAAUUAACAAUUGGUCCUAUUUACACAUCCGAAAAGACUGGAAGUGAUGAAAAUGGAGAUGGAAGUGAAGCUAAACCUUUCAAAACUAUAUUACAAGCAAUGAGACAUGCAGAAAAAGAGCCAUUUCCAGAAAUCUAUCAAGAUUCAAAAGAAGAAGGAAAAAAGUAUGAGCUUGCAGCCAAGUCACAAUUGAAGAAAGUUCAAAAAAUCUGGAUCAGAGAACAAUAUAAGAAUGAAGAUAAACAGAAAAAGUUGCAAGAGGAUGAAGAAAAGAGAUUAAAAAAUUUGGAAGAAGCUAAAUCUAUUGUUAUUGAACAAGAUAAGAGCUUGCCUACUGCUACUCUCUCAAAAAUCAACCGAGCUACACACCACAUUGAUCAGAGAAUACAAGUGUUUGGAUGGGUACAUAGGUUAAGGCGACAAGGGAAGGCUUUAAUGUUUAUAACUUUGAGAGAUGGAACUGGAUUUUUACAAUGUAUAUUGAAUGAUAAACUCUGUCAAACCUAUGAUGCCAUGGUGCUUAACACAGAAGCUACUAUACAUUUUUUUGGAACAAUAAAGAAAGUUCCUGAAGGAAAAACGGCUCCUGGUGGAAUUGAACUUAUCGUUGAUUACUGGAAACUUAUUGGAAAUGCUCCUCCUGGUGGAGCUGAUGCAAUUUUGAAUGAAGAAGCUCAUCCAGAUGUGCAACUGGAUAAUAGGCACAUUAUGAUUCGUGGAGAAAAUACUUCUCGUAUUUUGAUUAUGAGAUCAGUGCUGACUCAAGCUUUUAGGGAUCAUUAUAGUGAUAGAGGAUAUGUUGAAGUUACUCCACCCACUCUUGUACAGACACAAGUAGAAGGAGGUUCUACUCUGUUUAAACUCAAUUAUUUUGGUGAAGAAGCCUACUUAACCCAGAGCUCUCAGCUUUACCUUGAAACAUGUUUACCUGCAAUGGGAGAUGUAUAUUGCAUCGCUCAAUCUUACAGAGCAGAACAAUCAAGAACCAGAAGACAUCUGGCUGAAUACGCUCACGUCGAAGCUGAAUGUCCUUUCAUAACAUUUGAUGAUCUAUUGGAUAGACUUGAAGAUUUAAUUUGUGAUGUCGUUGAAAGAGUUUUAAAGUCACCCUUAGGCCCUCUUGUCAAAGAGCUAAACCCCAACUUCCAAAUGCCAAAGAGGCCAUUUAAAAGAAUGAACUACUCUGAAGCUAUUGAAUAUUUAAAAGAAAACAAUAUUACUAAAGAAGACGGAAGCUUUUAUGAGUUUGGAGAGGAUAUUCCUGAAAUGCCAGAAAGAAAAAUGACAGAUAAAAUAAAUGAGCCUAUAAUGUUGUGUCGGUUCCCAGCAGAAAUAAAAUCUUUCUACAUGCAACGUUGUUCAGAAGACAGGCGACUUACUGAAUCAGUUGACGUACUACUACCAAACGUAGGAGAAAUCGUGGGAGGAUCAAUGCGUAUUUGGGAUGAAAAAGAGUUGCUAGAGGGAUACGAAGGCGCUAAAAUCGAUCCGACUCCAUACUAUUGGUACACCGAUCAGAGGAAAUACGGAACUUGUCCUCACGGUGGAUAUGGUCUUGGUUUGGAAAGAUUCCUUUGCUGGCUGUUGAAUAGAUAUCACAUCAGAGAAGUUUGCCUUUACCCUCGUUUCUUGGAACGUUGUCGUCCUUAAAUUGAAACUUGAAACACAAUAUUAGCCCCACUCAACUUCUAUUUGAAAGAUUCUCUUAUUUUGAAUGAAUAUAAAUGUGCUACAUGAAUUUAUAUAAUAUUUGAAAUAAACAAUUAUAAUUUAUAUUU